AUGAAUAUCAACAAGAGAAAGAAUAAAGAAGAUGAAAAGUCAGAUUUUUUUGAUACCACAAACAAAGUCAUAGGCAUCGUUGGAGCAGUCGUAGGUCUACUAUGGUUGAACGGAUCCGGCUCGAAAAAGGAAGAGAAGAUGAUGAAGGCACCUCGAAAGGAUGGCUACAUUGUCAGGAGAGAGUGUGAAAACAGCCCAAAAGAUUACUUCAAGGAUUUGCGUGGUAAGAAAAAACGAAAAAAGAAUAUUUCUGAAUAUGUAUGCGGAAUAAAUUUGUUGCAUGUGACAAAUAUG
Messenger RNA from Eruca vesicaria subsp. sativa (arugula), 294 nucleotides. Lineage: Eukaryota; Viridiplantae; Streptophyta; Magnoliopsida; Brassicales; Brassicaceae. The record is from the annotation of a GenBank genome assembly.